Ceutorhynchus assimilis (cabbage seed weevil) is the source of this 798-nucleotide messenger RNA. NCBI's taxonomy places the organism in Eukaryota, Metazoa, Arthropoda, Insecta, Coleoptera, Curculionidae. The record is from the annotation of a GenBank genome assembly.
AUGUCCAAAGAAACUCAUAUAGAUCGCGAUUUAGAUUUGUCUAAUGCAAAUCGAGGCGUUUGGCUGGUGAAAGUUCCUAAAUAUGUGGCGAGUCGUUGGGAAAAAGCUCCCAGCGAUAUGGAAGUAGGAAAACUGAAAAUAACCAAACAACAAGGGCAAAAACCUCAAGUUGCCUUGUCCCUUUCCACUCCAAUAUUGGCCCUGAACGAGCCUGGCGAGGGCAGCAUCCCUAAAGAUCAUAGAUUAGAUGUUUCUACAGUUACUCAGCAAACUUUGGGAGUUUUUUCUCAUGUGAUACCUGAAAAAACUGAUUCAGUAGUUCCUGAAACUGAAAAACUAUACAUGGAAGGCAAAAUUGUGCAAAAAUUAGAGUGCAGGCCUUACGCAGAUACUUGUUACAUGAAACUUAAAUUAGAAUCAAUUAAAAAGGCCUCAAUGCCUACUAGAAAAGUUAAACAAUUGGACAGAGUUGUGCAAAGCUAUAAGCCAGUGUCAGACCACAAAAACAAUAUUGAGUACAUGGAACGUAAAAAAGCAGAAGGCAAAAAGGCCCGCGACGACAAAGACUCUGUCUUGGAAAUGUUGUUUUCCGCAUUCGAAAAGCAUCAAUAUUAUAAUAUUAAAGAUUUAGUGAAAAUCACAAAACAGCCAAUUACGUACUUGAAGGAAAUCCUAAAAGAAGUGUGCAAUUAUAACUUGAAGAACCCUCACAAGAAUAUGUGGGAAUUGAAGCCUGAAUACAGGCAUUAUAAGCAACCUGAAGCUGAAGCAAAGAAAGAAGAAUCUGAUGAUGAUUAA